AUGCCCAACAGCAGCUCCAUCAGCGAGUUCCUCCUCCUGGCGUUGGCAGACACGCGGCAGCUGCAGCUCCUGCACUUCUGGCUCUUGCUGGGCAUCUACCUGGCUGCCCUCCUGGGCAACGGCCUCAUCAGCACAGCCGUAGCCUGCGACCACCGCCUGCACACCCCCAUGUACUUCUUCCUCCUCAACCUCGCCCUCCUCGACCUGGGCUGCAUCUCCACCACUCUCCCCAAAGCCAUGGCCAACGCCCUCUGGCACACCAGGGCCAUCUCCUACGCAGGAUGUGCUGCACAGGUCUUUUUCUUUCUCUUCUUCAUCAGUGCGGAAUACUCCCUUCUCACCAUCAUGUCCUAUGACCACUACGUUGCCAUCUGCAAGCCCCUGCACUACGGGACCCUUCUGGGCAGCAGAGCUUGUGCCACCAUGGCAGCAGCUGCCUGGAGUACUGGAGUCCUUAAUUCCCUGCUGCACACUGCCAAUACGUUUUCCCUGCCUCUGUGCCAAAGCAAUGCCAUCAAUCAGUUCUUCUGUGAAAUCCCCCAGAUCCUCAAGCUCUCCUGCUCAGAAUCUUAUCUCAGGGAAGUUGGGCUACUCCUUUUUAGUGUCUGUUUAGCCUGUGGGUGUUUUGUUUUCAUUGUUGUGUCCUAUGUGCAGAUCUUCAGGGCCGUGCUGAGGAUGCCCUCUGAGCAGGGACGGCACAAAGCCUUCUCCACGUGCCUCCCUCACCUGGCCGUGGUCUCCCUGUUUCUCAGCACUGGCUUUUUUGCCAAUCUAAGGCCCCCCUCUCUUUCCUCCCCAUCCUUGGAUCUGAUGAUGGCUUUUCUGUACUCAAUGGUUCCUCCAACACUGAAUCCGCUCAUCUACAGCAUGAGGAACCAGGAGCUCAGGGAUGCAGUGAGGAAAAUGAUGCCCUGGUCACAUUUCAGCAGGGAUAAACUUCUCAUCUGUCUCUGCAAAUGACUCACAGUCUGUCCCAUAACAGCCCUGUAUUGCGUUUUUUACUCUUAAUAAUUUUUCUUUAUUUAUGUUAAUAGAUACGUUUUAGUUUUCUAUUCAUAUACAUGUGCA
This is a messenger RNA of Gallus gallus (chicken), 1068 nucleotides long. Its product is annotated as olfactory receptor 14J1-like. Gene Ontology annotation, biological process: G protein-coupled receptor signaling pathway. Gene Ontology annotation, cellular component: membrane. NCBI's taxonomy places the organism in Eukaryota, Metazoa, Chordata, Aves, Galliformes, Phasianidae. The coding region runs from base 1 to 960 and encodes 319 amino acids. Gene Ontology annotation, molecular function: olfactory receptor activity; G protein-coupled receptor activity. The record is from RefSeq and is a predicted model, not a curated record. The transcript has a single exon.